Molecule: messenger RNA, 1397 nt
Organism: Myotis myotis
Lineage: Eukaryota; Metazoa; Chordata; Mammalia; Chiroptera; Vespertilionidae
Gene: TCEAL1
Product: transcription elongation factor A like 1
Source: RefSeq, a predicted model, not a curated record
GAGAGGUGAGUGACGAUGCCUAGUGCAUUGGGGAUCUGGAAACACUGGCAAGCUGCAGCACCGCCGUGGGUCAAAGUGGUAACUGGGGAUCUGAGCUCGGCGGUGACGCGCGGCCCUCACGUGACCAGGAGCCUAUGUCUGCCCAAGUCCCUCUCAUCCUGGUCCUUUUUGCCAGUCCAGACACCGUCUGCCCUUUGGUCGAGGGGAAAAGCAGAAGGAAGGAAGUCCCCGAGGUCCUCUGAAAUCGGUCUGCAGGUCACGGCGGAGAGAACGCCUGGGAGCAAACGGCCGGGAGAGGCCGUUCCCAACAUGGACAGAUCCUGCCAAGCAAAUGAGCAGCCACAGGGUUUGCCCGAGACGGACGAGGAGCAGCCUCGGGCAGAGCCCUCGCCCGAAGAGCCUCGUCGGGAGGAGCCUUGUCGGGAGGAGCCUCGUCCGGAGGAGCCUUGUCCGGAGGAGCCUCGUCCGGAGGAGCCUUGUCCGGAGGAGCCUUGUCCGGAGGAGCUUUCUACCGAGGAGCUGUCUUCGGAAGAGCAAUCCUCCGAGGACGAGUUCUUUCCCGAGGAGCUCCUUCCCGAGCUCCUUCCCGAGCUGCUGAUGUCCGAGGGGCGCCCCCUAGAGGAGCGCCUUUCCGGGCCGGACCUGUUCGAGGCGCGCCCUCCCAUGGAGCAGCCUCCUUGCGGAGUGGGAAAACAUAAGCUGGAAGAAGGAAGCUUUAAGGAAAGGCUGGCUCGCUCUCGCCCACAGUUUAAAGGGGACAUACACGGCAGAAAUUUGAGCAACGAGGAGAUGAUAAAGGUAGCAGAGGAGAUGGAAGAGAUGAAAAGAGUACGAAACAAAUUGAUGAUCAUGCACUGGAAGGCGAGACGGAACCGUCCUUAUCCUAGUUAAUGUGCCCGGCUUUUAAUGCUGGUUUGCCUAAUUUCAGUAUUGCCACUCGAAUCCCUCUCGCCAUCUUCUUAAUUUUAACUUUUUUUUGCAUGGCUUUAUUUAAGGUGUUUCGCUUGUAACUGGUGUAAAAUUGGGCUUCCUUCCCCUCCCAUCUGCAAGACUCCCUAUCAAUCAUGUGUCUCAUCCAUAUGCAUGGAAAGAUGGACAUUAUAUAUUGUGAAGUGAAAAAAGCAUUUUUCAAAAAGUAUAUGUAGUAUCCCAUUUUUGUAAAAAAAUGUAUAUUUAUAUAUUAAUAUGCAAAGUAAAACAAAGUAUAUACUUCAAAGGCUUAACAGUGACUGUUUUUGUGGUAAGAUAAUAGGUGUUUGUUUUACAUUUUUGCUUUGUUGGAACUUCUCAUUUUUUCAGGACGAACACAUUUUACUUGUGUUGCAAAAAAUUCCACACCCCAAAAUAAUGGGGAGAAUGUCAAGCAAUUUAUACACUAUCACCUUAUAAAGACAAUG